AUUGCCACAAGAUCGCGACGCUUCAACGGACUAGCAUGGUCGGGAACCAGGAAGUCGCUCUCUGCGUGGACGGCCAUGACGCCGACGACGGCUUCCUCACCAAGAUUGCGCCGACGUUUGAGGAUGAGCGGGAUCUCGUGGGCCAAUUCGAGCAUGCUGUCGGCGUCGGGCAGCGCCUCUUUCACGAGCUCUACGCUUUUCGCAGCUGUGCCCGCGCCUUGCCCAACGUCUCGGACGCCAAGGCGUACCGCGCCAUCUUUGAAGUGUUGCGUCCGCAGAUGCGCAAGUUGCAGCGGCUCUGCGCUUUCUGCCACGAGACAACGAUUCUAAUGAGUAGCAACAUGCAAAAGCUCACCGCCCAAGACAAUUGCACGCGCGUCGUCCCCGACACGCUCCUCGCAGCGUUCGUCACGGUGCUCGACGUGCUCUUCCAGCUCAAUCAGCUCUACGACAUCAAGUCGGGUCUCCGCAACGACUUUUCUGUCUUCAAGCGAGCGUUCCAGUCCAUCAAGGACGACAUGCCUGACGCGGCGACGAUUGCCUCCGAGCUUCAGACGCUGCAAGAGUUCCUCGGAAGUGCGUCCCACCCCAAGGGCUACAUCUUCAACGCCCUUCGCCACAACAUCCACAACGUCAAGCGCUUUGAACACGUCAUUUGCCUGCUUCUCAAGCACGUAUUGGUGCACCUCGAGAAGAAGAUGCACUUGGCCGCCGACAAGUUUCGCUACCUCCGCGUGCUCCCGUACCUGCUUCUAGUGCUCGACAAGGACGGUCAUGGCAAAGCCAAUACGUUCAAGGGCAACAAGGCUAAGCUCGAAGCGCUCGGCAAGUUCCUUCGACGCUACCCCGUACUGCCCGUGUACGCCGACAUGACGCUGCGGCCAGCCACUUUGCUGCAGGCGUCGAGCUUUGCCUUCCUCUUGCCGACAUCCGAGGCAAUGCCCGAAGCGUACGCUUUGGCGCCAUGGCGGCAGCGUGCCAAGAAGGAGCUGGACAGCUACCUUCCCCGCCUCGCCCUCGCCUUGCUGACGAGUCCAUCGGAUGGUAUCUAUGAGGUUGUCCUCGAAGGCCUCCAGCUUAUGAUUGAGUGGAAGAGUGCUCUCCAGCAGGGCGUCGCGUGGAAGCUGGAGCACCCGGCUGCCGCGACGGACAACCAAAGCAGCGCCUCGGCAGCCUACGAGAGUGUGACCAAGUUCAACUACUUGCCGUCCGAGCGCGACGGGCUCAUUGAGCUCAUUGUGAGCCUCAAGUCUCUGGGACACGCGCUGCGCCAGGCGCAUGCGUCGCACGGCACCGCCUUGCGCGCCGUUAUCUACACGCGGCUUCAGACGUUCGCGCAGCACACGCUGCUUCCGACGCUGCACCGCGCCGAUAAGAAGAAGAAACAGGCAGCCACCAAGCUCCUCCACGAGCUACGCUUGCUCGUCGGCGACUUCACGAAAAUGGAUCCGGACGACUACAAGCGAGGCCGAGCCGAUCGCGUUCUUUGCCCACUUCGCGCGAGAGCGGUGGCCCCGACGCAUGGGCAGCUCGUGCGCGCGCGUACGCUGACCCAGGCGCUCUACGACAAGCGCGGUGGUCUCAAAAGCAGUGCGUCGUGGAGCUGGUCGAGCCACCUGGACGUCGACAUGGCGGCGUUAAAGGCGUUUUACCUCGAGUCUAUCUUCUUUGCGCCCCUGUGUACACUCGAAGCAACCGUGGCGCGCCUCUGUGGUGUCGGCGACCUUUGGUACCGCGAGUUUUACCUCGAUUUGACCAAGUGCGUUCAAUUCCCGACCGAGCUCUCGAUGCCGUGGAUCCUGCUCGAACACGACCUCGGCGAGCACAACGGGCGGCGCCUCGCGUCGCUCCUCGACGUGUACAACGACGCUGCUGACAUUGCCUUGCGGCAGCUGCGGCAGCAGCAUCUCUACGACGAGGUCGAGGCCGAGACCACGCUGAGCUUCGACCAGCUCGUGUUCUUACUUGGCGCAACGACGUACGCCCGUGCGCGGCGAGGUGGCGAGAAGCACCCCACGUCCUUGGCGCCCGUGGCGACCGAGCGCCGGCUCUCGCUGCUCGGGCGAACACUGGAUGUGAAUGCACUCAUUGGCGACCACGUGCAGGCAGCGCUCUUGCGCGAAAUGGAGUCGGCGGUCGCUCGCCUCGAAGGCGCCGACCUCACCCACCUCGUGGCGUUUGAAAUGACCAUCGACGCGCUGCAGCAAGCCCACGUUCGGCUCUGCGAGGCGCUGCCGUUGGAUCCUUUCGACGCGAUGCUCCACGAGGUGCUGGACACGCGCGUGCUGGCGUUCACGCGCAAGGAGCUCUUUGAAAACGUCCUGCCGCGCUACGGCUACGACGCCCUCGGAGCUGUGUUCCACGCCUCCGCCCACGGCAACAUCGGUCGCACGCACCUCGCUUGCCUCGCGCGGUUCAUCGGCGUCGCCGACCUUUGCCGCAUGGCCCACGACGCCGUGCGCGACGUCGACGCCAAGAUCCAGGACGUCCUCCCGCUGUGUGUGCACGCUCUCGUGGCCGCCGUGCCGCCUUGCUCGCUGCCCAAGUUUCUCUACAAGACGGAAGGCUGCCUCAUGUACUUUGAGGGCAAAUUCCAGUCGAUCCUUCUGGACGUCGACCUCCAGGGCCACCUCUUUCAGUGCUUUCGAGAGCUCGGCAACACCCUCGCGCUGCUCUCGCUCCUCGACGAGACACUGGCCGAGAUGGACCGUGGCGCGGCUCUGCUUGCGCGUCUCAUCGAGGGCAUGGCGUCGGCGCUUCGACGCUACGGUUUUCUGGCGUCCUGGGGACCGCCGACAAGCGGCGGGUAUUGCCAUGCGUGGGGCGCCCUCGAGUUCCUGCUGCACUACAGCAGCGACGUGGACGAUGGCGUCGCACUGGCCGGCGCGACGCUCCUGGAGCUCCUCGGGCAGCGAGAGCGGUACGCGCUUUGCAGCAGCACGCAACAUCUCCUCCACGUGCAAGACGCGUACAACGCGGUGACGCUCUGCAGAGACGAUGGGGUCGGCCGCGCCGACGACGCGACGACGCGCCGGACGCUGGCGUUUCUCGCACAGGCCAAACGAUCGCAGGUCGUCCUCGAAGCGUGGCUUGCAUCCCUCGAGAUGCUGCGCACAUGAAUAGUCAACGUCUCCAGUCAGCAGCCAUGCAUGCGACGAAGCGCCGCGAAAGACACGAUGUCGAGAUAGUAUUACACAAAGAGAUGCAGUCCAUUUCGUC
Messenger RNA from Saprolegnia parasitica CBS 223.65, 3219 nucleotides. RefSeq lists its product as hypothetical. The transcript is spliced from 14 exons. NCBI's taxonomy places the organism in Eukaryota, Oomycota, Saprolegniomycetes, Saprolegniales, Saprolegniaceae. Gene Ontology annotation, cellular component: SCAR complex. Gene Ontology annotation, biological process: regulation of translation; cell morphogenesis; regulation of actin filament polymerization. The coding region runs from base 36 to 3119 and encodes 1027 amino acids. Gene Ontology annotation, molecular function: small GTPase binding; RNA 7-methylguanosine cap binding. The record is from RefSeq and is a predicted model, not a curated record.